ACGAGGCCCCUGCCACUAUGGCUUCUCGUGGGGUUGUUGGCGUUUUCCUCCUCUCUGCUCUCCCCCUCUUGUGGCUGGAGCUCCAGCGUGGGAUUCCACAUCUGGGAAUCAAAGAUCUAAUUGUGCUGUGUGGCCGGAUUUUCUUACUGCUUGCUCUCCUUACAUUAAUUAUUUCUGUGACUACGUCAUGGGUUAACUCAUUUAAAUCUUCCCAAGUUUAUCUGAAAGAAGAAGAGAAGAAUGAGAAAAGGCAAAAACUUGUGAGGAAAAAGCAGCAAGAGGCACAGAGUGAAAAGGUCAGCAGCUACAUAGAGAAUGUUCUAAAACCACACCGGGAAAUGAAAUUGAAAAAGCUUGAAGAACGCUUUUAUCAGAUGACGGGUGAAACUUGGAAGUUAAGCAAUGGUCAUAAACUUGGGGGUGAUGAAGAUUUGGGGCUUGAAAGUGAGAGUCAGACAUCUGAAACAUCAAACAGAGAAGCAGCAAAGAGACGGAAUUUGCCUAAGCCGUUAACCAGAGCUUCACCACCCGCUGAACAGCCCACACAGAAGAAGGUUCUUAAUUUACCUGAAGAACCUCCUGAAACAGCUGAAGAAGUUGUGACCGUUGCUUUCCGAUGUCCAAGUGGGCGUGUCCUGAGGAGAAGGUUUUUUAAGUCUUGCAGUUCACAGGUCUUGUUUGACUGGAUGAUGAAAAUUGGGUACCACACAUCCCUAUACAGCCUUUCCACUUCUUUUCCCAGAAGGCCUCUGGAAGUGGAGAGAGGCUGGUCACUGCAGGACAUAGGAAUAACCGUGGAUACUGUACUCAACGUGGAAGAGAAAGAAAGAGAAAGUUCUUAACAUCUAGUUAAGAACUGUGAACUACCUGUCCUGCAUGCAAUCAGUUGUGCCUGUGCGACCUUACAGGACAAUAAAGGAUUCACAUUAAAAUUGUGCCAUACCUUGAACUCAAGGCAGUGAACACAUUAAUUUUAGUCUCCAUGGAAACCCAUGGACAUAAAGUAUUAGAAAAGGAUAGCUCUCCACAUAGAAUUUUGGGAGUGUGCCACCUUACAGUGUACCAGAUGAGAACAAGAGGUAGAACUAUAUACUGUAAGGUGGUCGUUAAUUUGUAUUUUUCCUAGCCGAUGGCACUUGUCAGUUUCUGCCUCUUCAGUCUAUCUUUGCCACACUGAACAUGUCACAGUUCAGCCAAACUCUGAAGCCUUCUCAGUGGAAAUGUUUAUUCUGCUGUAUUUCUAGAAAUUAAACUUUGAAGACGUUUCAAAGCUCUUUCAAGGCUUUAAAGUUCAUUUUGAUAGUAAACGUUGUAUGUACUA
Messenger RNA from Hippopotamus amphibius kiboko, 1321 nucleotides. RefSeq names its product UBX domain protein 8 (gene UBXN8). The coding region runs from base 18 to 842 and encodes 274 amino acids. NCBI's taxonomy places the organism in Eukaryota, Metazoa, Chordata, Mammalia, Artiodactyla, Hippopotamidae. The record is from RefSeq and is a predicted model, not a curated record. The transcript is spliced from 8 exons. Gene Ontology annotation, cellular component: nucleus; endoplasmic reticulum. Gene Ontology annotation, molecular function: ubiquitin binding.